Molecule: messenger RNA, 981 nt
Organism: Engraulis encrasicolus (European anchovy)
Lineage: Eukaryota; Metazoa; Chordata; Actinopteri; Clupeiformes; Engraulidae
Gene: barhl1b
Product: BarH-like homeobox 1b
Exons: 3
Coding region: 1-975 (324 amino acids)
Biological process (GO): regulation of DNA-templated transcription
Molecular function (GO): DNA-binding transcription factor activity, RNA polymerase II-specific; DNA binding
Source: RefSeq, a predicted model, not a curated record
AUGGAGUCAUCCACAAACGGGUCCAGUUUUGGGAUCGACUCACUACUCUCACACAGACCUGGCAGUCCGGUUAUGUCGAAGGGGGACAGUCUUGUCGGGGAAUGCCGGUCUCCGCUGGAGUUCAGCCCACGAUCUGACCUGGAAAGCGGUUGCUCGUCCCCGCCGUCACCGAGGCGAGAAUGUGGAGAUGAGGCUGUCCAGCGACAGGGUCUUGCACUUGGGUUGCCGGCCCACCUUCAGCACGGCCAGAUCUCUGCCGGUUCCCAACCUCGGACUGUCACCUCAUCUUUCCUUAUUAGAGACAUUUUAGCUGACUGCAAACCGCUGGCUGCUUGUGCGCCAUACUCGAGCAAUGGCCAACCGACUCAAGACGGGGGAAGACUUGCCUCCAAAAUAGCAGACGACUUCAUCGAGAAGAUACACAGUAAUUCGUCAUCAGACAGCGAAUACAAAGUGAAAGAAGAAGGCGACCGGGAGAUUUCGAGUAGCAGAGACAGCUCUCAGGUCCGCCUGAAGAAGCCCCGGAAGGCGCGCACCGCCUUCACCGACCAUCAACUGGCCCAGCUAGAGCGCAGCUUCGAACGCCAAAAGUAUCUAAGCGUGCAAGACCGAAUGGAACUGGCAGCCUCCCUUAAUCUUACGGACACGCAAGUGAAAACUUGGUACCAGAAUAGGAGGACCAAAUGGAAGAGACAAACUGCAGUCGGACUUGAACUUUUAGCGGAAGCUGGAAACUACUCUGCCCUUCAACGGAUGUUUCCGUCGCCAUACUUCUACCCACAGAGCCUGGUAUCCAACUUGGAUCCAGGAGCGGCGCUGUAUUUGUACAGAGGACCAUCGGCUGCUCCUCCACCGGCUCUUCAACGACCCCUCGUCCCUCGGAUUCUUCUUCACGGUCUGCAAGGUGGUAGCGAGCCACCGCCACCUUUAACCUCCCUGUCUGGCGUGCUGCCACGACCUACACAGCCACGAUGAGCAGAG